CUUGCUCAUCAACUCAUCCCUGACCGCUGGCUACGUCCCUUCCGUCUUCAAGAGAGCGAGAGUUGCACCCCUUCUGAAAAAAACCUACACUUGAUCCCUCCGAUGUCAACAACUACAGACCAGUAUCCCUUCUUUCUUUUCUCUCCAAAACUCUUGAACGUGCCGUCCUUGGCCAGCUCUCCCGCUAUCUCUCUCAGAAUGACCUUCUUGAUCCAAAUCAGUCAGGUUUCAAGACUAGUCAUUCAACUGAGACUGCUCUUCUCUGUAUCACGGAGGCGCUCCGCACCGCUAAAGCUAACUCUCUCUCCUCUGCUCUCAUCCUUCUAGACCUAUCGGCUGCCUUCGAUACUGUGAACCAUCAGAUCCUCCUCUCCACCCUCUCCGAGUUGGGCAUCUCCGGCGCGGCCCACGCUUGGAUUGCGUCCUACCUGACAGGUCGCUCAUACCAGGUGGCGUGGCGAGAAUCUGUCUCCUCACCACGUGCUCUCACCACUGGUGUCCCCCAGGGCUCUGUUCUAGGCCCUCUCCUAUUCUCGCUAUACACCAAGUCACUUGGCUCUGUCAUAACCUCACAUGGUCUCUCCUAUCAUUGCUAUGCAGACGACACACAAUUAAUCUUCUCCUUUCCUCCUUCUGAUGACCAGGUGGUGAAUCGCAUCUCUGCAUGUCUGGCAGACAUAUCAGUGUGGAUGACGGAUCACCACCUCAAGCUGAACCUCGGCAAGACGGAGCUGCUCUUCCUCCCGGGGAAGGACUGCCCGUUCCAUGAUCUCGCCAUCACGGUUGACAACUCCAUUGUGUCCUCCUCCCAGAGCGCUAAGAACCUUGGCGUGAUCCUGGACAACACCCUGUCGUUCUCAACUAACAUCAAGGCGGUGGCCCGUUCCUGUAGGUUCAUGCUCUACAACAUCCGCAGAGUACGACCCUGCCUCACACAGGAAGCGGCGCAGGUCCUAAUCCAGGCACUUGUCAUCUCCCGUCUGGAUUACUGCAACUCGCUGUUGGCUGGGCUCCCUGCCUGUGCCAUUAAACCCCUACAACUCAUCCAGAACGCCGCAGCCCGUCUGGUGUUCAACCUUCCCAAGUUCUCUCACGUCACCCCGCUCCUCCGCUCUCUCCACUGGCUUCCAGUUGAAGCUCGCAUCCGCUACAAGACCAUGGUGCUUGCCUACGGAGCUGUGAGGGGAACGGCACCUCAGUACCUCCAGGCUCUGAUCAGGCCCUACACCCAAACAAGGGCACUGCGUUCAUCCACCUCUGGCCUGCUCGCCUCCCUACCACUGAGGAAGUACAGUUCCCGCUCAGCCCAGUCAAAACUGUUCGCUGCUCUGGCUCCCCAAUGGUGGAACACACUCCCUCACGACGCCAGGACAGCGGAGUCAAUCACCACCUUCCGGAGACACCUGAAACCCCACCUCUUUAAGGAAUACCUAGGAUAGGAUAAAGUAAUC
This is a messenger RNA of Oncorhynchus keta (chum salmon), 1451 nucleotides long. RefSeq lists its product as uncharacterized. The transcript is spliced from 2 exons. NCBI's taxonomy places the organism in Eukaryota, Metazoa, Chordata, Actinopteri, Salmoniformes, Salmonidae. The coding region runs from base 690 to 1439 and encodes 249 amino acids. The record is from RefSeq and is a predicted model, not a curated record.